GAGAGAAAGAGAGAAAGAGAUAAAGAGAUAUGAUCCGUGUCCGCGUCCCGCGACGCGACGGCUCCUGAGAAGUUCGGCUGGAUCUGGACCGAGCUCGCGCAGCAGCUAGACUACGGAAAUGGAGGCUAUCUAUGGAGAGAUGGAGGUGGAGAGCUGCUACACGCUGCUUGAACUUCCUACAGCCAAGAAGAAACGGAGGAGCAGAGAUGGUGCAGGAAACUCAGACAAACCCAAGAAGCCCAGAUCAGCGUAUCUGCUCUAUUACUUUGACGUGCGUCAGAACAUGCAACAGGAGAACCCGGAGCUGCCGCAGUCUGAGAUCAACAAAUGCAUCAGCGACAGCUGGAAGAGGCUGAACGUGGCCGAUCGAGGUUAUUAUCUGGAGAGAGCACGUAUGGAGCGAGAUGGUGUGGACCCUGUGAGUGAUCCUUCACUGUAUGAAUCUGAGUCUACUACAUCGAUCCAAUCAGCUGCGUCCUCUCCAGACGUCCCAGGAUUCCGCAAGAUCCUCCCGAGGGCCAAUUAUGUGCUGCUUCCCAAGAGUUCAGUGGGAGGAGAGAGCGGGCAGGUGGAGGUCUGUGUGGACGGUGAGGUAGAGCUGUCUGAGCAACGACUGACCAUCGAGGCGCUCGGCGAGAACACCCGAACCGCACCCCUCCGUGGAGUCUUGUCCCACAAUUCCUGUGCCAUUCAAAGAGCGUCGGGUCUCGGCUGGGACGCUCUCAGACCCUCUGCUGCGGCUGUUCAUCUGAAGGGGGAGGAGUCUAGAGUGGUGGGAGGGGCCUGCGGUGACGUUGGCAUAGUGAUAGACAAUGGAAUGGAGCCUCCCAUCAAAACAGACGGCACUCAUCUUGUUGCGCUAAUUCCCCAUCAGGGUGUGGUGGAAAAUAAAAUGGUCAGUACUGCGGGUCCAGUAAUGAUGUUUCCACUCGUGAAGUCUGUGAAAGCACAACCCAAACCCGCCUUUAAACUGCCCAUCAGAUACACGCGCAGAGGACGGGGCAACUGCAACACACCUGGCUGUGUGUUCUCAUACGUCACCCGUCACAAACCACCUCAGUGUCCUGACUGCGGUCAGUAUCUCGGGGGAAAGUGGGUGACACCUCCAAAAAAAACAACAUCAACAAACCCGCGUGACGACUCCAAGCUUCUCACUGCACAUUCAGCUCAUGUGACAGAAGCAAAAGAUGUAGAAGUGACUCGGCGCGCUGACGCCACCGACCGACCGGACUCUUCCAUUGCUACCCAGAAAUCCUCUGGAGAUGAAGCUCAGGUCAGGAACUAUUCAGGAGCUGGCAGGGCCGGCCGCAGGAGGAGAGAGAAGACAAAUGCAACAUUACAUGACACUGCUGUCCUCUCGUGUGAUUUCAGAUCAUUGAGUGACGGCCCCAUUCAGGUCCCUCCGAAGGAAAAAGGCAGCAGUGGUGCACAGAAACGCCGUAUGAGAGCCAUUCUUCCAGCGCCUGCCCAGUCCAAUACAGCCGUUCAGUCUGCACUUGUGCAGUGGAUCGCUGUCGGUCCUGAUGAAGUGAAAACAGAUGCCGUGAAAGCAACCAGUGAGCACAUCGUGGGUCUGAAGCCCAGUACUCUCAAACAGUUGGGACACAUCAUCCCAGAAGCGAAACCCACCACCACGGUCAGCAGGAACCAGUACAUCAUUACAGACAACGGUUUGAAGAUUCUCUCCAUGCUGCCCAUCAAGAAAACACCUGGAUCCUCUCUUGAUCUGGGUUUGUCUACGGCGAGAGGAAGGGGUCAUUGUAAGAACCCUGCGUGUGAUUAUGUCUAUAAAAACAGACAUAAACCUCAACACUGUCCAACCUGUGGAUGGGAACUCGGCAACAAAUUUGCCAAGAAAACCAGACCUGCGGCGUCAGACGAGGUUGAAGUGGGUUCUGAGGUUCUGAUUGAUCCGUCUCAGUCUCUAAGCGCCGCUCAGAAGGAACUUCAGCGUCAGUCGACAGUGAGUGUGCUCAGAUGCUGUCUGCAGUUCCCAGAGAGUGAGACAGAAGUGCAGGACGUCUUCAACCUGAUACAACAACUCAAUGCCUCACGAGAAAGUGAAGAGAGAGAGAACGGUUGGCCGACCUUCUAUGAACCUGCGGCCACACGCUGCGGUCUGUGUCAUUACCCGCUGCUUAAAGGAGAGCACAGUUCAGCUGCAGGUUUGGAGGAAUGUUGGUUAUUGACUGACCGUGCCAUUCAGCUGGUCACUCUACAGGUGAAAAUCUGCUCAAAUCUGCAGUGUCUGGCGCUUCAUAGUUUUACAGACCUGCAUCCAGGUUUGUUUAAUGUAGGCAAUCAAUUGCUGGUGACCCUGGAUUUGUUCUUUAAAAUGAGACAUCAGAUCAGACGAGGAGAUGAUCCUGCAGACGCUGCUCUCAGUAUCAUCAGGAACUCACAAACAGAGGGUGCGUUGGGCUCUGAGCACAUGUCUCAUGUUCAGGAACUCUUCUGCAGUGGUUACUGGGCCUUCGAGUGUCUGACGGUUCGAGACUAUAACGACAUGAUCUGUGGUGUGUGUGGCAUCGCUCCUAAACUGGAGGUCGCACAACGCAACACCAACAACGUUCUACUGCUCAAGAACGUGGAGUUCACGUGGCCUGAUGUCCAGGUGACGGAUGAGGUGCAGGUCGAUGAGUUUUGGUUGACGAUGGAGAAUGAGGCAUUAGAACAAGCAGCGUUUCCCUGCAGCAUCCCCAUCACGCGCUUUGACGCGUCCAUCAUCGCUCCCUUUAUUCCUCCUCUCAUGAGGAGCAUGACCGUCAUCAACACAGAGAAGGACAAGAUCUGUUCAGACUCAUUCGCAGGGGAUCCGGCGGUUCUGGUGCGUCUGAUCCAUGACGGACUGUUGAGAUCAGAUCAGAUGGAGCAGCACAGCGAGCAGGAGCUCAGGGACCUGCUGGAGAAAUGUGGAUGUCCAGCUGCAGUGGACGGUUCAAAGGAGCAGCUGCUGGCAUCUGUUUCUCUGUUGCACUCGCAAAUACAAAACGGCCUUUGGACGGGACCUGAACCGGAAGCUCACAUGACGGCGGGCAGGAUCAGUCAAGUGUGUCCUCAUCAGGUGGUGUGCAGCUCGAAGUACGUGGUUCGUCGAGCAAGCGCACGAGAUCAUGUGGACCUGCUGGUCUCCACGCGCUUCUGGCCGCCGGUGUAUGUGACAGAUUGUGCUCAGAAGGUGGCGCUAUGUGCUGACGUCGUCUACCCUGAACUGACCUCUCAUAUGUGGGGGAGGAACCAGGGAUGUUUUUCUGACCCUUCAUCAGCUCCACAGUUUGUGUCCUGCUCAGAACUGCAGGAUCAGCUCUACAGUCUGGAUCUGUCCAUUAUCGAAUCAAACCCACAGCUUCACCCCCUCACCAAAUCCGCCUCUCGCUGGAUCGUUCGGCCCGACUCCUCACCCGGCGCUCACCAGGGCAUGACACUGUGCAAAGAACUGGAAGCGUAUGUUGACGUGGUGGGCGAGAUGUGCCACGAAUCUGAAAACAAAGCCUCUGAAUACGACAGCUCGUUCGCGGUGGCGUCCGUCCGGCAUAAAGCCUGCGUGUUUGAAAAUGCAGCGUAUUACUACCUUUACAACAGGCUGGUGGACUUUCUAAGCAGCAGAGACAUCGUGAAUCAGCAGAUCGCAGAGGUCCUGAGCACCUGUCAGCCUGGCGAGGUGGUGAUGAUCAGAGACGCCCUCUACCGACUGGGAGUGGCUCAACUCAACUCAGAAGAACAGGACGGUGAAGACGGCGGGAUAGUAGGAGAGGAGAUAAUGCUUCUCUGACUCAGGGAUUGAAUUUCCAACUUUAUUAAAGGAACAUUUCACCAAAAACAGAAAGAUGAACUCACUCUCAUGAGUCCAGAGCUUCUGUUCUUUGACAUCUUCAGAGAAACCCAGAAGAAGAUCUGUGGCAGAAAGAUUUUGUUUUCUGCCACAGCUAUGAGUCGUCUGUAUCUUUUGAAGUCAUACCAUAAUGUACAGUGUAAAUGAACAUCACCUCUCAUUCUGAUGUUCUGCCACACGUCUCAUUCUGUGUUUCCUGAAGGAAUGAUGAUUGAUAAUUAUUCAACAAGGUGAAUACAGUUUCUGGAGGUCCUCUAACUCUUGGAUCUUCAUCUCAAGGCUCCUUUAUGAUAUCAUGUAAAUAAGAAUUGUAUUGCCUUUAACAAAGUGAAACCACUACUGGUGAGAAAUCGACAGUAUUUAUUUGAAUAUUUACACAGUUCUGUUGAGAGAUCCAGCUUAUCAUGCAUUAAAAACCUGAUGUGUGCAGAAAUCUUUAGUGUGUGUGUGUGUGAGAUACUUUAUGACUCACAGGUCAUACAUGUCAUAUCUUUAUUUUAGUACUCAACUUUCCUCAUGAAAAUUAUAUUGGUCGCUGACACGGUUGACAGAAAUAACCCUUAAGCCUGGCUCAGACUACAGGAGUUUUAAAAUCCUGACAGAUUUCAAAUUCUGGCUGCAGCACACACAUAAGGAGAAUCUUAACAGAUUCUCUUAUUUAAAAUCUUAAACCUGGCUCAGACUACAGGAGUUUUAAAAUCAGGAAAGAUUAAAAAUUCUGGUUGCAGCACACACAUAAGGAGAAUCUUGACAGAUUCUCUUAUUUAAAAUCUUAAACAAGCUCACACUCAUCAGUGUACAACUAAAUUACACAUAUUUUACAUAUCCAUAGGAUAUGCAGUUUUGUAAAAGGAGCUAGUAACCGUUUUAAUGGGUUUACUAUUUUUAGAUGUUGACAUCACAUCUACAUUUGGAUCUCUUUUUCAAGCACUACAAAAAUAGGUUUGCCCUUUGUAAACUUGCAUUUAUGAAUGUGAAAUGUCCAGAUAAGAAAACGUUGGGGGGUAAAGUUGUGUUUAUAAAUAAGCCUAAAGGUAGCAAGUGCAAAAAUAAAAAUUUAGAAAGUUUGAUUGGAAGUUUUUUUAUUUCAUAAUUGCACAUCAAAAGACAUCCUAAAACACCCAAACUACAUGAUAAUAUUAAGAUUAUCAUACCAGAGGACGUCUCUUACGUCAUCUCACCGGGAAACAGAAGUAAACAAAGGGACAUCGCAAAGUUAAUUUCACGUGAUCUCACCUGGCAACGGUUGUGUAACGUCUUUGUCGCUCUCUGAAUGAUUCUCUGUCUGUCUGUCCAAAGCCGCGGGAACGUAUUUUGAGCAGGGGGUGCUAUAAUGCUUUUUGCUAGGGCUGAAGUUAUGACUGUGCUUUGGGCGAGCCGCUUAAGUUUAAUGUUAAUAAAUAACGGAAGAAGAAAAAUAGUUGCUGCCGAGAUAAAGAUGAAUGCCAAUGUGAUUAUAAGAUACAGCAUAAAAACAAACACAUAAACGCAUGUUAUCUGUAUGCCUAUAGCCAAAUAACAAUCUGUUGAACGAAACUACAAGCUGCGCGUUAGCAGUUAACUUAACCGGUACAUUUAAAACCGACGCGA
Triplophysa rosa is the source of this 5422-nucleotide messenger RNA. It is a transcript of the gene hmgxb3, whose product is annotated as HMG box domain containing 3. Bases 119 to 3772 code for a protein of 1217 amino acids. The transcript has 21 exons. The record is from RefSeq and is a predicted model, not a curated record. Lineage: Eukaryota; Metazoa; Chordata; Actinopteri; Cypriniformes; Nemacheilidae.